AUGGCAGCCGCGCGGGCCCCCCGGUCGGCACUGGCGGCGCUGCGGAGCGCGGCCGUCUGCGAGUUCCUGCUCGUGUCGCUGCUUGUCCGGGUUCGGCGACAGCCGAUCCCAGCCACCACCAGCCGGGAGAGGAGCGUCCUCAGGACGGAGCUGGAGAGGCUGGCCUGCAGCGCCGACGACAACGUGCAGCGCGUCAACGCCUGUGGAUGGUGGACGCUGUGGGUGGUCGUCUGCCUGUUCGCCAGAAGCCCAGUCACACGCCCGAUAUCGGACGAGGGGGUCAACGCGGCGCUCGGGCGGGCGCUGCCCACGCUGAACGGCCUGCUGCGCGUGAGUGCGCCGGCCACCGUGGGCGACUGCUUCGCCGACGACCGCCCUCCCAGCCCGUGCGACGAUGUCGGGCCGCUCUUCGACCAGGCCCCGCGCCACAGCGAAGGCUGGACCUUCACCAUCCGCUGGCUGACCGGCGUGAACACCGUCUGGAUCGAGGACCCCCGAUGUCUGUGGCGUUCAUCCCGGAGUCCCUGCGGCCCGUGCAGGUGCAGGUCCGCGGCUUCCUGGAGCGCCUCAACGUGUCCCUGGCGAUGGAGAAGUGCGAGGACUCGCCGAGGCUCUCCUGCCAGAGCCUCUGGGACAGCGCGGAGGAGCUGCUGCGAGAGGCACAGGGCAUUCCACCUGGUGCUCGGGGCCGUGUGCUACGAAGGCACCGCCCGGGGCCAGCCGGGGCCCGCGCAACUGGGCGCCCUGGAG
This is a messenger RNA of Prorocentrum cordatum, 750 nucleotides long. NCBI's taxonomy places the organism in Eukaryota, Dinophyceae, Prorocentrales, Prorocentraceae. The record is from the annotation of a GenBank genome assembly.